This is a messenger RNA of Octopus sinensis (East Asian common octopus), 2834 nucleotides long. Its product is annotated as serine/threonine-protein kinase N1-like. Gene Ontology annotation, molecular function: zinc ion binding; ATP binding; protein kinase activity. Gene Ontology annotation, biological process: proteolysis; signal transduction; protein phosphorylation. NCBI's taxonomy places the organism in Eukaryota, Metazoa, Mollusca, Cephalopoda, Octopoda, Octopodidae. The transcript has 17 exons. The record is from RefSeq and is a predicted model, not a curated record. The coding region runs from base 9 to 2834 and encodes 941 amino acids.
GUCUUGAAAUGCAAAAAAGGGUGAAAGAUUUUAUUAAUGGAAAGGCUAAAGAAGGAUUAAAUAAUAUGUUGAUCCAGUUUCGUCAAAUUAAUAAAUCUACAGAACUUGAAGAGACUCAAAAAAUGCAUGAUAAUGUUUGCAUGAAAAUCGAAGUGCUCCAAAUGCAAUUAAAACUUUUUGAUAUCAAGAAAAAAAAGUGUGGAGAUGAGCCUGAUGAGUUUAUUCUUCACGAUCUUAAAAAUCAUUUAAAAAUUGAGCAGUCUAUUUUUACCGGCGCCAAUCGAGCCAUGGAAGCACUUUCAAGAUCUUCAAAAAAUAAGAAAAGUAUACGCCUUGCCACCGAAAGCGUAAGUAAAUCAUCACAAAAAGUUGCUUUGCUAAAAUCUGCAAUCAAAGAUAUAACUGAUAAAAUAUGCCAAAAUAAAUCAAAAACAAGUUUUUCAGACAACGAAGCACUUUUUGACUCGCUUCCACUAUACCAAAUCAAUUCCAAAGUUUUUCCAGUCACAGGAUCUCUGAGCAUCUGCAUUAACGGAUGUUCGGAUCUCGAUGAAAAUGAAACAAAAAAGUUUAGCAAAAGUUCAAAAAAUGUCGCAAAAGUAUUCGGAAAGCAAUCAAAUAUGAUAUAUAUUUCCAUACUUAUUGACAACAAGGAAAUUGAAAAGACAAAUUGUCGUCUUCCUUCAAAAAUUUGGAUGGACUGUGAAUUUUCGAUAAAAGUUUCUAAAGCUAAGGAGCUGGAAUUCCAAGUAUUUGAUCAAGAAAAAAAUAUGUGUGCUGUUAAAUAUUUAUUGCUUGAAGACUUUAUUGAUGAAAAGAGUCAUUGUCUCGAUUUGACUCUUAUUCCUAAGGGUGUUCUUUCAGUUAAAAUUUGUUUUUCAAAUCCGUUUAUAAAUAAUACUGCAACAUUAAAAAGACAGAAGGACUUAAUUUGUGUGGCCCCACUAAACUUGGAGUUGAUCUUCCGAUUUGGGGUGAAAUGGUUCGCAAAAAAACGAUGUUUGAUGGUUUGGACAAAUAUUUGGUUAUUUGUAGAAUCUACGAAAUAUUCUAAAAUGUCAUCUGAUACAUCUCAGGGACCUUUUAAAAAUAAUAUUGAUGACUAUUCACUUUUAAAAGUACUUGGAAGUGGGAAUUUUGGAGAAGUUAUAUUAUGCAAAGAUAAAGCCGAAUCUUUACUUGCAAUGAAAGUACAGCAAAAGAAAGAGGUUUUAUCUCGUGGAGAAAUCGACACUCUCAGAGUGGAAAUGGAAGUUUUACGUUUUGCGGGAGUGACUAAAAAUCAUUUUUUGGUUAAUUUAAUCUCUUGCUUUACUACGGAUACAUUAUUCUAUACUUCGUGCGUAUUACUUGGACUUAAAUACCUUCAUGAAAUAAAUAUUCUCUACAGAGAUCUGAAACUUGACAAUUUAAUGCUGGCUGCUGACGGUUAUGUUAAAAUCGCUGAUUUUGGAUUGUGCAAGGAGCAAAUGUCAUAUGGAAACUAUACCUCUACUUUUUGUGGGACGCCAGAGUUUAUUGCUCCAGAAAUGCUAAAUUCAGCUCGAUAUUCCCGUUCAAUUGAUUGGUGGCAGCUUGGAGUUCUUGUUUACGAAAUGCUGGCUUUUCAAUUGCUCAUUAAAAACCCUGAAAAACGUCUUGGGAAUUCUGAAAAUGAUGCUAAGGAUGUUAUGCGACAUUCUUUUUUCAUAGUAAAAAGAGCGGCUACAUCUUUGAAAAAUAAAUUAUGGAGUAAUUCUGUAAUUUACUAUGAUUUUGAUUACCGUCUUUUUGAAGCUGAACAAAUAUUGAUUAUUCGAAAUGCAAUGGCUAUCUGGGAGCAAUUCACAUGUCUCCAAUUUAUUCCACGUUCACAAAAUAAUCGUAACUAUGUAUUAUUUACCAAAAAUGAAUGUGGAUGUUGUUCCCAUGUAGGAAAAACGGGAGGAAAGCAAGAUAUAUCAUUAAAUGAAUAUUGUUUGACCUUGGGAUCAGCCCUACAUGAAAUUGGCCACUCAAUUGGUUUCUGGCAUGAACACACUCGUAACGACAGAGACAAAUAUGUCAAAAUAAUAUUUAAAAACAUAAUUGCAGGCAUACUAUUCUGUAAAUAUUUAAAAGGGAAAGAAUAUAAUUUUUACAAAAAGAAUAUAUUCGAGGUAGAUUCAUUGGAUGAAGAAUAUGAUUAUUCAAGUAUAAUGCAUUAUUCCUCCAAUGCAUUUUCAAUAUACAAGGAUCUUGAUACAAUUGUUCCACUUACUGAAGGUUCAAUCGUUGAAAUGAUGGGCCAACGUCAACGUUUGAGUGAAGGAGACAUUAAACAGACCAAUAUUCUUUAUUCUUGUGAAAUUGACGAAUGUGCUUCUGGGACUGAUUUAUGUGAUCAAAUAUGUAGGAACACUGUGACAGGAUAUGAAUGUGAUUGUUAUCCAGGUUAUCAGCUAAUCGAUAAUGGUGUUGAUUGUGAAGGUUUAAUUUUGAUUCAUUUAAAAAAUAGAUUUUGUCGAUAUGAUUACAUAACUAUUCACGCAGGCGAAGGCCAUUCUUAUGGAAAAUUUUGCGGAAAUAAAAUUCCUUCUCCAAUCCUGACAAAUACCAGCAGCAUUUUUAUUUCUUUCAAUUCUGAUUAUGAAAUUUCAGGGAAAGGAUUUGAACUUUCAUUUCAAAUAGAUAUCAAUGAGUGCUCACUAGAGAAUGGAAAUUGUUCACAUCUUUGUAAAAAUCUAUACAGAACUUAUCAAUGCUAUUGUAGAGCAGGCUAUGCUUUAGCAAUUGACAAAAAAAGUUGUUUCGAAGGUGAAAUAACAAAAUUAUUAAAACCGCAGACUCUUGCCGAUACACAAUUAAAAAUAUGA